AUGGUGGGCAUAAUUCAACUCGCCGUAGCGGUUGCUGCUGUCGCCGGGCUCGCAUCUGCUGCUACGCCAAUCGAAUUGUCACAUCCUCACUGUGAUCAGUUCGUUUACGGGCAGAGCUGCCAGGAGUUCACCAGCACCUUUGGGCUCAGUCAACAGGUAUUCCUGAACAUGAAUCCGAGUAUCAACCCUGCCAGCUGCAACCAGCUCCCCGGGUCGUGGUACUGUGUCAGGACAAGAGCUCCCGGAGCACCCAUCAGCACGCCCACGCCAACGAGUGGAAGCUUCUUUGAUAACUGCGCCAAGUUCGCUCUGGGCUUUCCAACACCAGGAACAUGCGGGAAAAUAGCCGAUGCCUUUGGACUGUCUCAUUCAGAUUGGAUACACGUGAACCCAGACACCCAUUUCGGCCUCGCUUGGCGAUGCGAGCUCCUAAGAAACGUGUAUUGGUGCGUGGAGCUAAUUCAAGACACUCCUCCGCCUCCGCCUCCCAUCACCACGACGACUGCUGCUCCUAGUACUACCAAGCCCAAGACGACCACAACGAAGCGCAAGACAACCUCGACCAGACGCCCCAGGCCCCGCAAGGAUUAG
This is a messenger RNA of Fusarium keratoplasticum, 591 nucleotides long. RefSeq lists its product as uncharacterized. Lineage: Eukaryota; Fungi; Ascomycota; Sordariomycetes; Hypocreales; Nectriaceae. The record is from RefSeq and is a predicted model, not a curated record. The coding region runs from base 1 to 591 and encodes 196 amino acids. The transcript has a single exon.